CGGAUACAGCUUACGAAACAAAACCUAAGUCAAUAAAAUUAAUUAUUUCUUUAUUUAAUGGUACCAUUUGGAUGAGUUUGUGGUUAAGUUAGGUAAGCUUAAAUACGCGCUUGACGCAAAGUGAAGAUAUGGACACAAUAAGCGUGAUCAGGGCUGGGAUUGCCGUCGCCUGCUUUUGCCUCGUGGCGGCUACAUCCCCUAUUCUUCACGUAACGCAGCACCCCGCACGUCGCGAAAUAAACGUCAAUGCAAAGAUCGUCGUCAACACGACCGUCUAUUUCCCGGACGUGCUGACUACCGGCGUCGUGGUUAACCUUGAACCGACUGUCGACGUUCCGGAUAUGCAUAUAAUCAAGGUGACGGAGGUGAGGGUGGGCUCCAACCUGUGCGUCACUGGCAGCCUCACACCGGUCAAGGACUAUGGUCAGGAGGUCAUGAGGGACAGGCCAUAUUCGCUGUCGUUGCAAUACGAGUUAGGUGACGUUAUGAACAUGGCGGCAGUGGCGGCAGAUGACGCGGACCAGCAGCCGACAGCGGAGUCCGCGUUCUUUGUCCAGUACGAGGCGGACAUCUUCAAGCCGCUCCUCAUGGACCUCGGUCACGUGCACGAGUUCGGUGUCACCGUGGAGACGACCCACACCCGGGAUCGCCUGUACGCCAAGGGCGUCUACACGGACUUCAGUCUACCGCUGCUGUUCAAAUCGAUCGGGAACCAGCUGCUGUUCAAAUCGCUCGGGAAACAGUCUGCGUCAGUUGCACCGGAAGUCGCUCAGAUGGAGAUAGAAGAAAUAUAAGCUGUAUUUAUUACCUAUCAAAUAAUGUUACUCUGUUUGUUACAAUAUCUGUUUGUAGACAACAUCUUAAUAUAAUCGAUAGGUUAUUGACUUAUAAUACAUAGUGCUUAAAUGGUUCAAUACCGCAUCUUUUUGUAGUUCCUUUACACAAGUUCUUUAUUUUUUUGAUGUUGCCUUUCUAAAUGGUUACUUUUGUUGUUGUUGUUGUUCUGUCUUUAUUUUGUGUUGCUAUUUUUUCUUUUUCUUUCUUACAAUAACAAAUUAUUGCUGAUAAGUAUAUGGUUUUGAUGUAUCUUUACUUACCUUUAUUAAGCAUAUUUAAUUAAUUUUUAUGCAUAAUGUCGCCGUUGGCUUUGUGUAUAAAUUACUUUGAUUCCUUUUGGUAGCCACAUAGUCUUGUAGUAUUUUCACCAGACUAUUGCUCAUUUUGGACAUGUAGUUUUUCCCUGUAAUUUCUUUAAUAUAACUUUUACAUUCGUUAACUGUAAAAUAAUAUCCUUCUAUAAUCGCUUGUAACAGCUGAGUAGCUGAUUAAACUUCAAAGAUUACCUUCCCCCCUCACCCAUAUACUUUUUAUAGUUUGUUCUGACGGAUUUCCCAAUAUUUCUUGAAACUGUGUAAUUACACAAUUUAUAUAAGCUAACCUGUUGUCACUAUGUUAUUAUAUGACCUGUAAAACAUAAUAAAGAUUUGUUAUGUUCUGUUCUAAAAGUCACCAUCAAAAGAAAGUCGUGUUUUUAUUUUUAGUUUUUACAAACGAGUAAUUUUUAUUAAAGAUUAUUAAAUGAAUUAUUUUCUUUAUUGUUCACCGAUGCGAUGGUUACCAACUGGAUCACUGUUAGCAUCAUUUAUCGAAAGAACAUAUGAGCCUUAUUCUGAGAAAACUGGGCAUAAUUCAUGUGCGUAAAGUGUCGUCCCAGAUUAGCCUGUGCAGUGCACACAGGCUAAUCAGGGACGAAACUUUACGCCUUUAUGUGUUUUUUUCGUUUGAAGGAAGUCUCGUCUUACCGAAAAUCUUUUUAAGGCGGAAAGUGUCGUCCCUGAUUAGCCUGUGCGAACUGCACAGGCUAAUCUGGGACGACACUUUACGCACAUGCAUUAUGCCCAGUUUUCUCAGAACACGACUCAUAUGUCUACUAUUUUCUUCUAAGCAUCACGUUUAUUAUAUUCAUAGCCCAUUCAUGGAGAAAAAAACUUGCUUUUAGUUUGAUUUUAGCGUUGGUCUUGACUUAAUACUGUUCAGAGAAUGUCCACAUCUUCAGCGAUUUCCACUGUGUUUUAAAACUAUUUAAUGAUGUAGACAUUAUUUCUGUACUUUGAUCCCCUUUUAUGUUGCAAUUGCUUUCAAUAAACAUUUCUGCAAAGUU
Messenger RNA from Dreissena polymorpha, 2161 nucleotides. RefSeq lists its product as uncharacterized. The record is from RefSeq and is a predicted model, not a curated record. The transcript has 6 exons. Lineage: Eukaryota; Metazoa; Mollusca; Bivalvia; Myida; Dreissenidae. The coding region runs from base 129 to 794 and encodes 221 amino acids.